Molecule: messenger RNA, 1667 nt
Organism: Salvia hispanica
Lineage: Eukaryota; Viridiplantae; Streptophyta; Magnoliopsida; Lamiales; Lamiaceae
Biological process (GO): N-acetylglucosamine metabolic process
Cellular component (GO): membrane
Molecular function (GO): beta-1,4-mannosylglycoprotein 4-beta-N-acetylglucosaminyltransferase activity
Source: RefSeq, a predicted model, not a curated record
UUUCAAUAGACCCCUUUUUCCAUUUUUAAAUUUCUUCGUCUUCUUGAAUUUGGGGAUUUCUCGGAACAAUCAUAGAGCUGUGACGGCUGUCUGCUCGCCCUUUCCCUUUUUUCUGCUCCAGAUUUUUCAAUUUAUGGGCAGAUCUUCGUUUGAGCUGUAAUCGCCGUGCAUUUCCGGAUCCUGUGAUUGAACUGUUUGAGAGAGGGAUAUGAGUAGUGUAACGAAGUUUUGUGACAAGGUUUAUGUAAUGGCGGAAGGUGGAUCUCAUUAUUGCUCCAAGAAAUCUGAUGAUCUGUGCCCUGAGGAUUCAGGAAAGAGCUUGAGCAUGACGAGAUUAAAAUGCCUUCUGCGCGGUUUGGAUGUUAAAGCUUAUCUCUUGCUGUUCAUGUUGAUCCCAACAUCUCUGUUUUUCAUAUACGUGCACGGCCAGAAGAUCACAUACUUCUUGCGGCCGUUGUGGGAGUCGCCGCCUCGGCCCUUCCACGAGAUCCCUCACUACUAUCACGAGAACGUGUCAAUGGAGAAUCUGUGUAAGCUUCACGGCUGGGGGAUCCGUGAGUAUCCUAGGCGUGUUUUUGAUGCAGUGUUGUUCAGCAAUGAGCUCGACAUUCUGAAGAUAAGAUGGAACGAGUUGCACCCUUACGUCUCAGAGUUUGUCCUGCUGGAGUCGAACUCAACCUUCACUGGUCUGCCGAAGCCUUUUGUGUUUGCUGGAUCCCGGGACGAGUUCAAGUUUCUUGAGCCACGGUUGACAUAUGGUCAGGUUCCGGGGAGGUUCAAGAAAGGGGAGAAUCCGUUUAUUGAGGAAGCGUAUCAGAGGCUUGCGUUGGAUUAUCUCCUGAAACAAGCUGGCAUUCAAGAUGAUGACUUGUUGAUAAUGUCGGAUGUUGAUGAGAUACCAAGUAGGCACACGGUGAAUCUCUUGAGGUGGUGCGAUGGAAUACCUCCGAUCCUCCAUCUCCGUUUGAGGAACUAUCUCUAUUCCUUUGAGUUUCUCGUGGACAACAAUAGCUGGAGAGCUUCAAUCCACGUGUAUCAGGCUGGGAAGACGCGAUAUGCCCACUAUCGACAGUCUGAUGAGAUCUUAGCUGAUGCAGGGUGGCAUUGCAGCUUCUGCUUUAGACGUAUCAAAGAGUUCGUAUUCAAGAUGAAGGCUUACAGCCACGUUGAUCGGGUUAGGUUCUCUCAUUUCUUGAACCCGAAGAGGGUCCAGAGAGUGAUCUGUAAAGGGGCCGACUUGUUUGAUAUGCUUCCCGAGGAAUAUACAUUUAAGGAGAUAAUUGGGAAGAUGGGACCGGUGCCACAUUCGUACUCAGCCGUGCAUCUUCCCAGUUAUCUGUUGGAGAAUGCAGAGCAGUUUAAGUUCCUCUUGCCUGGGAAUUGCUUGAGAGAGAGUGGAUGAGGUGAGUGAAUGAAGGAGGAGUCAAUAUAUUCUUUUGUAUAGGUUGAAAUUGAGGAUAUUCAUAUUUAUAUUUAACCAGUUCUUUGUUUCCAAUGGUGACUUGUGUAUAUAGCUUGGUUUCUUGGCUUUCUUCAACUAGGAAAUUUUGUUUGUUGUAUUUCAUAGCUCUUAUGGUUUCACUUAGUUUUGGUAGUUUACAAAAGUUUGUUUGAUGGGAAUGAUAGAUUAAUUUGAUCCAAGGGAGAAAGCAACUUUUUUGUUUUGA